CCUCCAAUGGCGAGCGAGCUCAUCGACUUGCCGGAACCGAACAGCGAAUACUCAGACUCUGACGACGAGGAUCGCAAGAAAUUCGAUGCUCCUCGGUGGGCGACUUCGCCUGAAGUCAGGGCACAAUUGGAGGCUCAGCAGACCAUGAACCCGGAUGAUAUAUUUGGGGCGGGAGUGAGGCCAUUGAGGAUGGAGGAGAUUUUCAGAACGAGGCAUAGUCGAUUCCGGGCGAGGACGAGUUCUGCGAAUUGGGCGGGGAAUGACGGCGUGACGGAAGAGGAAAACGAGGAGUAUGCGCGUCGGAUGGGAUAU
Molecule: messenger RNA, 312 nt
Organism: Stereum hirsutum FP-91666 SS1
Lineage: Eukaryota; Fungi; Basidiomycota; Agaricomycetes; Russulales; Stereaceae
Exons: 1
Source: RefSeq, a predicted model, not a curated record